AGAGAGAGGGUGGGAGUCUUCCAAUCACGGAAAACCAGUUGUGCGCUGUUUGUUUGUGUUAAGAGUUCAAAAUUCUUCUUUGGAUCUUCGCCAUUUGGGAAUUCCUCACGACGAUCGUGUGAUAUUUUCCGUCGCUAAACACGACACGUCUUCCGCCGGCGAAGAUUUCUACGAUCUGCAAGAACCUUUCAUCAUUGCAAAUUGAUUUGGUGAUUGAAGUAAUUAAAGGAAUCAAGCCUGUUUGAUAAGCCUUUUUCAAGCUUCUAAUAUACUUGUUUCAAUGAGCUUUGCACAUAUAUGUGAAACAUAGGGAGGAAACCUCUUAUGAAGCAUCAAUUUGCAUAUAUUUAAUUCUGCAAAUAUGGUGCUCAACAAAAUUGCAGAAACUGUUUCUGCUUUUGUGCCUCGUUUCUCAACCCCAAAGACCACAACCACUCCUUAUGUAUCAUCAGGUUUGCCGCCAUUGCCAGGUUCAAUUCAUGGUUAUAACAUUCCCAGUGUAGGACAGAAGAAUAUGUUGCGACUCUCCACAUCACUUCAAGAUUUUUCUGUAUAUCGCAAGCAUGAUGUAGAACAUGGUGAUCUCAAUCCUGAAAUGGAGAGAAUUUUGGCUAAUUCACAUCAGGGUACCUUUUUCCUUAGAGAGAUUGAUGGAUCAAUUUUUUCCAAGGAGAGGGGAUCUCCAAAACAGCCUUCUGGAUGGAAGAAAUGGUUGAUAGUUCUACUGGUUCUCUUUUUGCUGGUGAUUGCUUCUGUUUUGUGUAUUUCAUUGUCUUAUUACUUUAAGUUAUCUGAAGGUGCAACCAGGUUUUAUGUUGUGCUUGAUUGUGGUAGCACUGGGACUCGUGUUUAUGUAUAUCAAGCAUCCAUUAACCACAAUACAGAUAGCAGUCUACCGGUUUUAUUGAGAUCAAUGCCAGAAGGUUUUCAGAGAAAAUCAAAAUCUCAAAGUGGAAGGGCUUAUAACCGAAUGGAAACAGAACCUGGUCUUGACAAGUUGGUGCACAACGUGUCUGGCUUGAGAGGGGCAAUCGGGCCGCUAAUUCACUGGGCAGAGAAUCAAAUCCCUAGGCAUGCCCAUAAGGCUACCUCCCUUUUUCUUUAUGCUACAGCUGGGGUUCGCAGGCUACCAAGUUCGGACUCCAAAUGGCUGCUUGACAAUGCUUGGUCUCUUUUAAGAGGAUCACCUUUCUUGUGCAAGAGAGAGUGGGUGAAAAUCAUUAGCGGAGAAGAUGAAGCUUAUUUUGGAUGGAUAGCUUUAAAUUAUGACGCUGGUGUAUUGGGGACUAGACCUAAAAAGGAAACAUUUGGUGCACUUGACUUGGGUGGCUCAUCACUGCAAGUUACUUUUGAGAGUAAAGAAAGUUUCAAUGAUGCAACUGGGUUAAAGCUGAGCAUUAGCCCUGUCAACCAUCAGCUCACUGGCUAUUCCUUGCCAGGAUAUGGCCUAAAUGAUGCCUUUGACAAGUCUGUAGCUUACCUUUUCAAAAAGCUUUCUAAGGUUAAUGAUGCUGAUUUGGCUAGUGGAAAUGUUGAGAUCAAGCAUCCCUGUUUGCAGUUUGGUUACAAGGAGCAAUAUGUAUGUUUUAAUUGUGUUCCACAAUCUCCAAUAAGUGAGAAUCCUCCCAGUGUAAGAGGAGAAUUUAGUAAAGGAGGAAAGCACGGCAUUCCCAUUCAGCUCGUUGGAACUCCAGAAUGGGAUGAAUGCAGUUCACUUGCAAAAAUUGUUGUCAAUUCAUCUGGAUGGUUGAACCAAAAACCAAGAGUUGAUUGUGAAGUGCAGCCAUGUAGUCUUGAAGGAAGUCAUCCCCAUCCUACUGGACAAUUCUAUGCUAUGUCUGGUUUCUAUGUUGUGUAUCGAUUUUUUAACUUGGCUUCUGAUGCCAACCUAGAUGUUGUGUUACAGAAGGGUCAAGAAUUUUGCAAGAAGUCUUGGGAUGUUGCAAAGAGAAGUGUUGCGCCCCAACCUUUUAUAGAACAAUACUGCUUCAGGGCACCAUAUAUUGCAUAUCUAUUGAGAGAGGGGUUGCAUAUUAGUGAUAGUAAUGUAAUUAUUGAUUCUGGAAGAACCACUUGGACACUUGGAGUUGCUCUCUUGGAAGCUGGAAAGGCAGUUUCAACUCAGAUUGAAUUUCAGGAUUACCAGAUAUUCCAGAUGAAGAUUAAAGCAGUUCUUCCAUUGAUUGCUUUACUUGCUUCUUUGUUUCUUCUUCUUUGUGCAUUAUUAUGCAUUGGUAACUGGAUCCCUAAGUUCUUCCGGAAGACGUAUCUUCCCCUUUUCAGGCAUAAUAAUUCCUCAACCACCUCUAUUAUGCAAAAUCCUUUCAAGUUCCAGCAUUGGAGUCCAAUCAGUACAGGGGAUGGAAGCGAGAAAGUGCCACUCAGUCCAACAACCGCGGCUACCCAACGAAGAGCAUUUGACACUGGAUAUGGUUUUGGGGGCCAUGGUGUGCAGCUCAGCGAAUCUUCCCUGUACCUGUCAUCUAGCGGUGUAACACAUAGUUAUUCAUCUGGCAAUUUGGAGCAAAUGCAAUUUGAUAGAAAUACAAUGGGUUCCUUCCGACCCCCACAUAGAAGCCAACAACGACUUCAAAGCAGGAGAUCACAAUCUCGAGAGGACCUUCACAGCUCAUUGGCCGAGGCAAAUGCGGUAAAGGUCUAACACCCAUCACUAUCUGUCUUUUUGGCUUAAAACAAAAUGCAGUUCAAAAUUUUGGUUAACCAUUGCCCCGAAGAUAUAUUUGCGCUCCAUGUUGCAUUCUCUUGGAUGUUACAUGGGAAUUACUCUAAUUCCAUACAUAUCGAGAAAUUAUAGAGUCGCUCUCCUCAAGGAGGGAGAAAGCAUAGCCAGCUAACUUAGCAUAGAAUACUCAAUUGCUUUGGUGGCCGUGCCAAAUAGUGGGAAUGUGAAAAGGAUUUGAACUAUGUGAAUAGUUUGUAUAGCAGAUGUUACUGUGAGUCUCUGACUUAUUACUUGAGGUUAGUUGUAUCACAGAAGUAGGUGGGAGACACGACACUUGGGGAGUUGGGGUCCCAUGGGCGGUUUGCAAAGGGAAUGUGGGGGUGACUUUGUAGAUGUUGUUUCAUCAUCAAUGAAUAUAGAUCAAAAUUUUUGGCUACUCACUGCAUUCUUAUUGCCCGUUAAAUUGUUAUAGAUGACGAUAGUUCCUUGAUACAUUAAGCUUUAUUUUUGUUUUCACCAAUGCAUAUCUGUUUGGUCUAUU
Messenger RNA from Ipomoea nil (Japanese morning glory), 3224 nucleotides. RefSeq names its product probable apyrase 7. The transcript is spliced from 3 exons. Gene Ontology annotation, cellular component: membrane. Gene Ontology annotation, biological process: nucleoside diphosphate catabolic process. Gene Ontology annotation, molecular function: nucleoside diphosphate phosphatase activity. NCBI's taxonomy places the organism in Eukaryota, Viridiplantae, Streptophyta, Magnoliopsida, Solanales, Convolvulaceae. The coding region runs from base 362 to 2662 and encodes 766 amino acids. The record is from RefSeq and is a predicted model, not a curated record.